AUCAGAAGUUUUUAACAAAUGGCGCCAUGCAUUUUCGGUGAGUUUAGAGAGCGAUUGUAAGUAUUGACAUAUAGAAUAGUUAUCAAUAAUACUUUCAAAUAAUAUACGCAAAACAAUCGAAGUAUGAACUAGUACAAUAAGAACUGUAUGUAUACAGUCUAAUACUAUGCAAGUGUAAAAAAAAAUAACCUGUAAACUAAUAAAAUUAUAGAAACAAUUUUCAUAAAUUAUUGACAUGAAAAUGAAUCAGCCAAUUAAGUAAGAGAAUAUUUGUUUGGUUAACAGUAACUAAAUUGAUUGCGAUAAAAUAUCUAUCAAAGACAAACUUCACUGUUACUAAAGCAACAAGUUCUACAAGUAAUUAUUUUUAUUGCAUCCAGCGAUAUUUCAAAAUGUCUGGGCCAUCUACAAAAAAAUUAAGAACUAGUCAUACUGAUUUGGUGAAACAAAUUGAAGAGCAAAGAAAUCAAACUGCAGAUUCUGUUAUGACAUUCAAAUUUAAUAAGAAAAGAGUACGAAUAUUAACAGACUCAGAUGAAGUGUCAUCAGAAAGUAAAGGAAUUGUUUACUGGAUGUUUCGAGAUGCAAGAGUCCAUGAUAACUGGGCCAUGUUGUUUGCUCAAAAAAUUGCCUUAAAAAAUAAAGUGCCCUUACACGUAUGCUUUUGUAUACUUCCGAAAUUUCUUGAUGCAACAAUACGGCAUUACAAAUUUUUGCUAGAAGCUUUAGAAGAAGUAGAAAAAGAUUGCAAAGAAUUAAACAUUAAUUUUCAUCUUUUACACGGAGAGCCUAAUACUGCAAUUAUUAAUUUUGUUGAGAAAUAUAAAAUGGGAGCUGUUAUUGCAGAUUUUUUCCCGUUAAGGUUGCCUUUGUUUUGGCUAGAAGAUAUAAAAAAGAAGCUUCCAAAGAAAAUUCCAUUAUGUCAAGUUGAUGCACAUAAUAUUGUUCCAUGUUGGGUUGCAUCUGAAAAAUUAGAGUAUGCAGCACGUACCAUUAGAAAUAAAAUAAACUCUAAGCUAGAUGAGUUUUUAACAGAAUUCCCACCUGUUAUAAAGCAUCCACAUACAUCUGACCAAAAGUUUGAUAAAAUCAAUUGGGAUACAGCAUUGGAUGAUGUGCUUGUCGAUAAAUCAGUUGAUAAAAUUACAUGGGCAAAAGCAGGAUACAAAGGUGGUAUAGCUGAGUUGGAUAAAUUUCUUAAAAUAAGGCUGAGAAUUUAUGAUGAAAAGAGAAAUAAUCCAAUUUUCAAUGCUUUGAGUAACUUAUCCCCUUGGUUUCAUUUUGGCAUGAUUUCUGUUCAAAGGUGUAUUUUAGAAGCGAAAAAAUAUAAAAGUCAGUACAAUAAGUCAGUUGAGGCUUUCAUGGAAGAAGCCAUAGUGCGCAGAGAACUUAGUGAUAAUUUUUGUUUCUAUAAUGAACACUAUGAUAGUCUUAAGGGAGCUUAUGACUGGGCCAGAGAAACUUUAAAUCAACACAGAAAUGAUAAAAGAGACUAUAUUUAUACAUUGAACGAAUUGGAAAAUGGAUUAACUCAUGAUGAUUUGUGGAAUGCAGCUGAAAUACAAUUAGUAAAGGAAGGAAAAAUCCACGGAUUUCUUAGAAUGUAUUGGGCUAAAAAAAUUUUAGAAUGGACUGAAACACCAGAUGAUGCCUUAAAGUGGUCAAUUUAUCUGAAUGAUAAGUAUAGUAUGGAUGGACGUGAUCCGAAUGGAUAUGUAGGCUGCAUGUGGUCAAUAUGUGGUGUACAUGAUCAAGGCUGGAGAGAAAGGCCUGUAUUUGGUAAAAUUCGUUACAUGAAUUAUAAGGGUUGUGAAAGAAAAUUUGAUGUGCAGGCAUUUGUAAUGAAAUAUGGAGCCAAAGUGCAACUCACGAAAGACGAAAAUAAAAGGAAAGGCAAGAAAAAAUAAUAGAAUAAGUCGAAGUUGAUUUAUUAGUCUCAGAAUUGUUUUGGCCAUGAUAUUCAGUAAAUACCAUUUCACAAAAGUGUACAAAUUUCAUUAAAAAAGUGUUUUUUUUAACUUAUUUAUAACUAUUUUUGUAUAAAAGUCAACAAUUGUAAAAAAUAAAAAAAGUAUAUCACUAUGUAGUAGAUCAAACAUAAAA
Nasonia vitripennis (jewel wasp) is the source of this 2103-nucleotide messenger RNA. Its product is annotated as deoxyribodipyrimidine photo-lyase. The coding region runs from base 393 to 1907 and encodes 504 amino acids. NCBI's taxonomy places the organism in Eukaryota, Metazoa, Arthropoda, Insecta, Hymenoptera, Pteromalidae. Gene Ontology annotation, biological process: photoreactive repair. The transcript has 7 exons. The record is from RefSeq and is a predicted model, not a curated record. Gene Ontology annotation, molecular function: deoxyribodipyrimidine photo-lyase activity.